Messenger RNA from Parnassius mnemosyne (clouded apollo), 339 nucleotides. Lineage: Eukaryota; Metazoa; Arthropoda; Insecta; Lepidoptera; Papilionidae. The record is from the annotation of a GenBank genome assembly.
AUGCCAAAGCAAAAGAAAAAAUUCCAUGUUAAAACAGGACUGCAAUUAAGAAAGUAUUGGGAACAAAGAAGAGGGAAAUAUUGUGAUAAUGAUAAGUGCAGAAUCCCACAGGAUGAAAGUCCUUCAGAAAUAAUAUCACACAUCACGUCAGUUAAUUCGAUACCAAAAUUAAAUCGUAAUGAAAAUAGUGCAGCAGCAGCCGCAGAUACACACUUAAUGUCCGUAGAAGUAAAUAAACAUGUUCAUUCACAAGAUAUUGAGCCACAAAGAGUCAGAGAAAAGAGUCCAGAACUUUAUAUUGAAAUGGAACAACCAGAAAAAAAAUUAAAGUGCCUUUAG